AUGGUCACCAACAGUGACCCAGGGCAUCCCACCGCCCAUACGCCAUCUGGCAGAGAUACGGAUAUGCUCGACGUCAACAACGACAGCAACCAUCCUUCCAGUACCGACAUGUCAAGAACCACAACGCCCGAUGGCCUCGACAAUAGGUCAAGUCGGACCCGCCCUCGUGUCUUCCCUUAUACGAAGUACCUGCCCUACGAGACCGAAACGGCCGACCAGAGACAGCAAGAUGUGGAUGACAUGAUCAAACACCUAUACAUUGCCGUUGGUUCGGGCGACUUCGUGCCGGGAGCGGUGCACUGGACAAAGGAAAUCCGUGGGUGGCUGUCGCUCAAGUUCGACCUCAGUCGUCAACAGCGCAUCAUUUUGACCAAGCUCUACUAUGAACUUGCCCUAGCGCCAGGUCUCGAGUACACGGUUGCCGAGCGCUUUGCCAGCAUGUUCAUGGUCUUGACCAAGCGCCGCCACUACCUGAAGCCCAUAGAUGACUUGGUACUGGACUGGAGGCCGCUAUACCAGGAGAUCAAGGUCUUCGUGCUGCCUGGCGAGUUUGCCACACCUAACACCUUCUCCAGCAAGCGCAGCAUCCGAACGCUCACCAAGAUCUGCACCUUCGCCCAGCUCUUCUUCGAUCCCAAGGAGAUCCCCGCCCUCCUCGAUGAGCUCCUCCCUUUCUUCUCCAUGUCGCCUUCGGAAAGCGCAUUCGUCGUGCUCGGCCUGCUCAACCUCUUCUUCCCCACUCAUGCCCCUCCCCCGAACCAACCUGAGCUUCAACCUCAACAUUACCUUCCCACAUUCUUCCAUCUGUGGUCAAUAAUAAACCGCUCGACUUNNUUUACCGAUCAGCGUUUCCUCGACAUGUUCUCCAGAUUGUCGCGCGACUGUCUGACUGUUGAGCACGUACCAUUCAGCGAGCACGGUAUCUACACCGCCGAGCAGACGUCCAUGGUCUUUACAUCCAUCCUGAGGUUGCUCGAGAUUCCCGUUGGCCAGGCUUCAUCGCCGUAUCAUAUCAACAUCGAUCUUGGCGCAGGUUUGUCUGCCCUUCUCGAGCGUGAUCCUCGCAAGCAUCCCGCUUCUAGAAGUAUUGCAAGAUGGAUUAUCAUGUCCCUUUCACCAGCUUGUCUGAAGGUGAAGGACGGUAGAUCUAUACUACACCAGCUCGAGGGUCUGAUCCAGGGUAUUGAGACAUUCUUCCAUCCCUCAAAUACAGGUGCUUGGACAAAGACGCUAUCACAACUUGUCUACUAUCUUGCAGACUUUUUCGUCAUGCGUUGGAACAGAGAGGAGAGCGGUGAAUAUAAGAUGCCCGCCGAGCGUAAACUGACUCCUGAGCUACGGAAACGUUUCGUCAUGUGCUUGAGAGAAGUCGUUUUCAUGAACAUCUACUCCAAGAGCGGCACCGCUGUCAACUACGCUCUUUCUACUCUGCAGUGCUUGGCUUUCCUCGAACCAAACCUGAUCCUUCCUGGUGCUUUGCAAAGAAUCUAUCCUGCCAUGCAAGGACUGGUCGAGGUGCACAGAACCACUUCCUCCAUUCGUGCUCUCCAAAUGCUGUCUAGAAUCAUCGCUCGUACGAAGGGCUUCAGAUGUCAUCUGACUACUUUGCUUGGCCUUGCUCUUCCUGGUAUUGAUGCAAACGAUCUUGACAAGACUAUGAAUUCUCUCUCUUUCGUCCAGGCUGUUUGUUACAACAUUCCACUGCAUGAUCUUACUAAGAGUGCGCAGACUGAUUCGGACGGCGAGCCCAUGUCUGGUAGUACUGCUACUGCAGUGGAAUGGAUUACACAACAAGUCGAUCGCUUCGAGAUUGAAGGCUCUCAGGUCGAGUUGGACUAUGCGAACGAGCUGACUGACGAGGACGAGGAAAUCAUCCUUCGUUCAUCAACUGCUGGUUUCGCCGAGUUUCUGAUCGCUUUCCUCGGUCGCGUGUUCACUCUGCUGCAGAAUCUGCCUGAUGCUUCUCGCGUCAAGAGCGGUUCUCCAGAGGAGAAUGUUGUCAACACUCUGCCUGCUGCGUUUGCACCUUUGCUUGCUGCUUUGUCGCCCGAGCUCUACGAUAUUGCUUUGCAGCAGAUUGCCAAGUUUGUCACAAACCAUGUGGUUCACCAAGCUCGUGAUGCUAUGGCAUUCAUCUGCAAUACUCUGGUCAAGGUCUCUCCUAAGAAGGCUCUGAGUCGUCUUCUGCCCGACUUGAUCUCAAGCAUUAGGGCCGAGAUUGACGAGAAUGGUGCUGGCUCGAGCAGAACUUCUGGUUCCGAGAUUCUUCCUCGGGAUCGUGCUCUAGUAUGGAACAUCAGUUUGUUGAGCAUGUGUGUGGUCCAUGUAGGCUCCGAUGUGCUUGACUUCCAGGAUGAAUUGUUCGACAUCGCUAGUUACAUGCAGGACAAGUGUAAGGGUAUCCCUCUUGUUCAUGUUUCGAACUUUGUCCAUCAUCUGCUGCUCAACUUGACUGUCACCUACACAACCGACUACUCGUUGUACGAUCAGGCGGACUUGAAGAAAGGCCUGCAGCCGAGUGAUUGGGCCAAGCUGCCGGAUCCGAAGAACCUUCAAGUACAGUGGCAUGUGCCCAAGGAAGCUGAGAUAGAUUUUGCCGUCAGGAUCUUCGAGUAUCAAGGCAAGCGAUCCAUUGAUGCACUCAAUGCUCUGACCAGUAACGACAAUUCGCCUGUCAAGCGGGACGGAACAGGCAAAGACUGGUCAGAUGAGGUCUCUCGUAAUCUUGUUCUCUUGCGCUUGCUUAUCUCAGGUAUCUCCUGCUUCUUCCGCUCGGAUGACGAGUCCGUCACUCCUGUCAGCGGCCAUGAUACCGAAGUCAAUGGCAGUAUCUCGCCCAAGCAAGAGAUUCAGCAGAGUCCAAGCGACCUAACCGAACCCGACGAUGACAAGAUCCGCAAGACCUUCAUCUAUCCUACUGGCUACCCACUUCAGACCAGUAGCCCGCAUUAUGAAGCAGUGCACAAGUUACGCCGUCUUACUGGCGAGACUCUGCAUCGCGUGCACGAGUUCCUUACUCAACACCAGCAAGAUGAUGUUCUUUGUUUCAAUGCGCUUUACACAGCAUAUCGCUCGUGGUUCAUCGACAUUGGUAUCGAGCGAUCUGCCCACGUUCUCGACAGGCUUAGUCGCCUUCUUUCGGCAGACAUCCACCCUUAUAAGUUCAGCGGUACCCGUAAGGCCUAUCCGCGACCUCUCCUUGCCAGACGUGCCAACUUGUAUCACUUCCAACGGUUGAGAUACAACGAGUCUCCCCGCGCAGCAUCCGACCUUGAUAAAGUACUCCUGCUCGACUUGGCUCAUUCCAGUGUAUCCGUCUACACAGAUAUUCGACGCACAGCCCAAACCGCCUCCGAGUCGGCUGUCCAGUGUAUAAUUGGAGCCAAGCCUCUCAUCAUUCCCCCCCUUCUGGAUGCUCUAGAAGACGCCGUCAACAAGACGGACUUCCCACGCAUCAAGGGUGCUGUCUUUUCUCUGCUCUUCGGCAGUCUAGCUCGUCCUAUUGAGCGCAAUUGGAAGUUCACUCCUAGACUCAUCAGGUUGUUCAUUCGUGUGGGAGAGACUGAUAAGCCCAGUAUUCAGAAGCUCGUUAGCAACGCAAACUUCCAGGUACACUCGAUGUGCAGAGCCCUAGAUCGCAUGGUCAUCUUGGACGAGAAGACUGUUGACAAUGUUUGGCCAGCUGAGAGCAACACGCAGCCGUCUGAUAAGUCUAAGAUGGUCGCAACUUCCUUAGAAGAUGCCAAGGCGCUCCUUCCUCCCNAGCAGGAUCGCAUUCGUCAACGCCGAAUGCUGAUCGAAGGAAAGAAGUCUGAGCUCUCUUCUGAAUUGGUUGUAAUGAUCAAAGACUCGCAUUGGCGUAAGGCUCAACGCGUCGCAGCCCUCGUGAUCGGUCUGGACUACCGCUAUGAGACUAUUGCCUCGGACGGUAUGCUUGACUUGGUCGUGAAGGGUGUAAUCGACUCGCAUCCUUCAUUGCGUGUACUCUUUGCAAACGCAUUGCUCGCUAUCUGCAGUCUCAUCCAGACAAGAUCAAUGACCGAGCACAAGUAUGAGAAUUAUCUUCUCGACAAGCAGUUCCCUCCCGAUCGCAUGAUUGUCGAAACUAAACCUGAUGACCCUAAGUGGACCAAGCAAUACCUAGAUGCCUUCUCGCAGCCUGAGGCCGAGUACUAUGUGGAUGCUGAGUACCCUGGUUGGCUGGUGUGGGACAAGGUGAUGCGCGUCUCCAAGAACCAUGCUGUCGAUCUCGAUUACGACGAAGUCGAAGUCGGAACCCGCAAGCGCAUUGGCAAGCACAUUGACCGACAGUGGAUAUCUGUCUUCUUCGAUUACAUGAAGCAAGAGCCGCGUGAUGCUCAGGAUCGUUUCCGCACGACGAACUGCACAGUCAUGUCCUGGGUCUUGGAUCUUGUCAUGGUUGGCCUCACACCAGCAACCUUCGAUGAUGUAGUCGAUCUCACUAAGGCUACUUUCGGUGACGGAAGUGACAAACAUCAACACCGCGCUACUGCAGAGAUCAUGGGUGCUCUCAUCAACGCUGCAGAGGACUGUCAACCUAAGGUGAAGGAGAAGGUUUGGGAGUUUGUCUUCCCUCUUCUCCAGCGUGUCUUCCAAGAUGGUUUGACUCCCGAGAACUUGUCAUACUGGAGUAGUUUCCUGACUCUUACUGGUUGUGCAAGAGAUCCUCGACGAUGCUGGCCUCUUGUUGACUACUUCUCCAGCUUCAGACUGGAUAUGUCAACUAAUGCCGCCUUCAAGGAGAGCUCCAAGAUAACCCUCUUACAGCUUGUCAUUGGCACGUUUGGCUGGCAUUUCCAAAAUGAGAAGCCUAUUCUUGAGGACUUCUUGAAGCACCUUGAUCACCCCUACAAGGGCGUUCGCGAGAACAUUGGCAAUACAUUGUCAUCGAUAUACCGUAGUCGCUACUACGAGGGCUACAAGGAUGUCAGAACUCUCAUGGAAACACAAAAGGCUGCUUCUUCUAUUGGCACACGGCCUUUCCAAGCAACAGAAGAGUUCCGUGCUACCAUCAAGGAUGUCUUCGAGAGGCUCGAGAAGUGGCGCCAAGAGCGACCUCCUGGUGUCCAGACACCGACGCCGUAUACACAAGCCAGCAAGACUGUGUUGUACUGGCUAGAAUCAACAGUCAACAACUACGACUGUACUACACUGAUCGAGUUCUUGCCCGAUCCUUUCAUGCAGCAACUCCUCAACAUGAUGGAUGUCAAGGAAGACCCCGAACUGCAAUCCCAUGCAUGGAGCGUCUUCAAGCAGUUCCCCAACAUCCCUCACCGUAAGGGCGAGGAUGAGGCUCUCGCAAAGAGCCUUGUCGAGAUUGGCAGAACCAGCCCUGCAUGGCACCAGCGUCUGCGUACGUUGAUCAAUAUUCAGGUGCUUUACUUCCGCUACCUGUUCAUCAUGGAGUCUUCGCGUCGCGAGUAUCUUCUCAACAGCGUUAGGGAUAUGUUGCAUGAUACUCAGCUCGAGGUCCGCCUCGGUGCAGCCCAGACCAUCUCUGGCAUGAUCCGUUGCUCGCCUGUCGAGUUCCGUGAUAAAGCAGUCACAAACUUGAAGGCACACUUUACACAAUUGUUGAACAACAACCCUCUGCCCAAGCGCGGCAGAAACGCAGGACCUCCUGGCACACCUACACCCGAACAGAACCGUCUUGUCAUUACUCGUCACGCUGCUGUCCUUGGUCUCGGCUCGCUCGUACAAGCCUUCCCUUACGCCAGUCCGCCUCCACAGUGGUUGCCUGAAGCAUUAGCCACGCUUGCUAUGAAGGCGGCCAACGACCCCGGUGUCGUCGGCAAAGCUGUCAAGACCAUUCUGAGCGAGUUCAGAAAGGUGCGACAGGAUACCUGGCACGUGGAUCUCAAGNNGUGUUCCAACCCGAACAGCUGGAGGAUCUGGAGGGUGUGUUGUGGAAGAGUUACUUUGCAUAGACAAGAGGCUACAGGA
Aureobasidium uvarum is the source of this 5964-nucleotide messenger RNA. The record is from the annotation of a GenBank genome assembly. NCBI's taxonomy places the organism in Eukaryota, Fungi, Ascomycota, Dothideomycetes, Dothideales, Saccotheciaceae.